This is a messenger RNA of Melospiza georgiana, 1697 nucleotides long. It is a transcript of the gene CEP57, whose product is annotated as centrosomal protein 57. The transcript is spliced from 11 exons. Gene Ontology annotation, cellular component: centrosome. The record is from RefSeq and is a predicted model, not a curated record. Gene Ontology annotation, molecular function: identical protein binding; microtubule binding; gamma-tubulin binding. The coding region runs from base 66 to 1568 and encodes 500 amino acids. NCBI's taxonomy places the organism in Eukaryota, Metazoa, Chordata, Aves, Passeriformes, Passerellidae.
GCGAGCCAGCGAGCCGCCGCGCGAGUGCCGAGCCUUAAAGUGACAUGGGCUGAGCGGGCUCCCUUAUGGCCGACAUGGCGGCAGCUGGGAGCGGCUAUCCGCUCACGGAUGAUCUGCGUAACACUCAGAGCUCUACAUCAGCCACAGAUGGACUCUCCUCAGCUUCAUUUAUAGAAUAUCCAAAGCACAAGCCAUUUAUUAAUUCAGAUCUGCAGCGUUCCUCACAGAAACCAGUAGUUCCAUAUCCUGAAAGCCACAGCAGAGCAAUAUUUUCUGCUCUGAGGAAUCUCCAGGAAAAAAUUCAUCAACUGGAGUUGGAGCGGUUUGAGGCAGAGGAGAAUGUAAAACACCUCAGCAGGGAAACAGCAAACUUUAAAAAAAUGCUGAGUGAACAAAUGCAGCACAAAGAACGGGACAAGACUGAAGUGUCAAAGAAAAAUCAAGAACUGACUUCUCAGCUGGCAGCUGCUGAGUCUCGAUGCAGACUUCUAGAGAAACAGCUGGACUACAUGAGACAUAUGAUCCAGCAUGCAGAAAAUGAGAAGUCGCAUCUCUUGGAGAAACAGGUCUCCUUGGCGAGAGAUCGGCUUCUUGACCAAUCGCAUGUUCAGUCGAAAUUGGAAAAGCUGGAUAUGCUGGAAAAGGAGUACAACAGACUAACUGCAAUGCAGUCCACAGCAGAGAAAAAAAUGAAAGAGCUGGAACAGAAGCUUUAUGAGGAAGAACAUGCAAGGAAGCUUGUUCAGGAAAAAGCAGCUGAGCUUCAGACAGGCCUGGAAACCAACAGACUACUGAUUCAAGCAGCAUCACCACUGCUUUCUCCAAAAGUAAGACAACCCAGGAAAAAAGCUAAGCAGCCAGAGAAGAAAUGCUUUGUCAGACAUUCCACUGUGCAGCCCCAUUACAGGUUGUGUCUGAAUGAUGUACCCUUUGUGGCUGGGAAGUCCACCAGUCCCAGUCAUUCGGUUUGUGCCAAUGUGCAGCACGUGCUGCACCUGAUGAAACAUCACAACAAAGCUUUGUGUAACAGACAUGUGGUGAACGAUCCUCCAGCCAAACCCACCAGCUCUGGUCAUCCUGCCUGCAAAAGCAGAAGGCCAUCCCCGACAAUGGACUCGUCCUCGUCUCAGGAAGAGCUCUCAGAAGUGUUGAUGACUUUACAAGAUGAAUUUGGACAGAUGAGUUUUGAUCACCAGCAGCUGUCAAAGCUCAUCCUGGAGGCCCCAAAUGCUGCAGUGAGGGAAGAGCUGGAGAAGGAGCUGGAUGCACUAGUGGAAAGGAUGGAAGCAAAGGCAGACCAAAUCAGCAAAGUUCGGAAGCAUCGUUUGCAGCUAGAGAGACUUAAGAGAGAAUGCAAGCCCAGAAAGACUUGUGCUAAACAAAUAAAAGACAGCAGGUUCCCAGUCAGUGAGGUUAAAGUAACAACUACAGUAACCGCGAAAGGAAAGAAUGCAGGUCCCAUCAAAGCGAAGCCUGGAGAAAAGAGUCGGAAAAAUCUUCAGUUGCUGAGAGACAUGCAGACCAUACAGACUUCUCUACAGAAAGAUGAUGUCAGCUGGGACUACUGACUCUUCUGCAGGAGAUGUUCCUGAAGCAUCCUGGCCAAACUUACAUUCUGCCUUUCCUGCUGUGUGGAAGAGACUACUGUAUGCUAAGCACACUUUUGAAAUAUAGGCUUACAGGCUCUUGGCUCUCCA